Molecule: messenger RNA, 1298 nt
Organism: Zingiber officinale
Lineage: Eukaryota; Viridiplantae; Streptophyta; Magnoliopsida; Zingiberales; Zingiberaceae
Product: isocitrate dehydrogenase [NAD] regulatory subunit 1, mitochondrial-like
Exons: 4
Coding region: 1-1119 (372 amino acids)
Biological process (GO): isocitrate metabolic process; tricarboxylic acid cycle
Cellular component (GO): mitochondrion
Molecular function (GO): isocitrate dehydrogenase (NAD+) activity
Source: RefSeq, a predicted model, not a curated record
AUGGCAAGGUCUACGCCGCUUCUGCGCCACCUCCUCCGCGGCGCCAGCACCGGCCGCGAACUGCAUGCCCCUACCGAUUUCCGUCGGUCGGUGACCUACAUGCCCCGCCCGGGCGACGGCUCCCCGAGGCGCGUGACCUUGAUCCCUGGCGACGGCAUCGGGCCUCUCGUAACCGGCGCCGUACAGCAGGUCAUGGAGGCGAUGCAUGCGCCGGUGAGCUUCGAGACCUACGAGGUCCACGGCGAUAUGACCUCUGUGCCGGUGGAGGUGCUCGAAUCGAUCCGGAGGAACAAGGUGUGCCUCAAGGGCGGCCUCCGGACGCCGAUGGGCGGAGGGGUUAGCUCGCUAAACGUGCAGCUGAGGAAGGAGCUCGAUCUCUACGCCUCGCUCGUCCACUGCUUCAGCCUGGAGGGCCUGCCGACCAGGCACGAGAAGGUGGAUAUCGUGGUGAUCAGGGAGAACACGGAAGGGGAGUACUCCGGUCUAGAGCACGAGGUCGUCCCUGGCGUCGUAGAGAGUCUCAAAGUGAUAACAAAGUUCUGUUCUGAGCGAAUUGCGAAGUAUGCUUUUGAGUAUGCUUACCUCAACAACAGAAGGAAAGUCACAGCCGUGCACAAGGCCAACAUCAUGAAACUCGCAGACGGAUUGUUCUUGGAAUCUUGCCGUGAGGUCGCAACAAAAUAUCCAGGGAUCGACUAUAACGAGAUCAUCGUCGACAAUUGCUGCAUGCAGCUCGUUUCGAAGCCCGAGCAGUUUGAUGUUAUGGUCACUCCGAAUCUUUAUGGCACUCUGAUCGCAAACACUGCCGCAGGGAUCGCCGGAGGCACCGGCGUCAUGCCAGGAGGUAAUGUCGGACAAGAUCAUGCGGUGUUCGAGCAAGGUGCUUCGGCUGGCAACGUGGGGAAUGAGAAAAUAGAGGAGCAGAGGAAAGCGAACCCGGUGGCGCUGCUCCUGUCGUCUGCGAUGAUGCUGAGGCAUCUCCGGUUCCCGUCUUUCGCCGAUCGACUGGAGACCGCCGUGAAGCUCGUGAUCGCCGGUGGCAAAUGCAGGACCAAGGACUUGGGAGGGAGCAGCACGACCCAGGAAGUCGUGGAUGCGGUCAUUGCGAAUCUGGACUGAGGGAAAUCGAUUUGAUGUUCUGCGUUCUUUGUUUGUUCUUGCUUAUUUCUUUCUUCUUCGCUCAAUAAUUGGGGGAGAUUCCAGCUUCCAAAUUGGAUGUUACAGAUCUUGAUUAUUAUUAUUUUUUUUUAACAAUAAUUAAAGAAGCGGUUUGUUGCUGUUGCGUGAAGGCGUUGAUU